Hibiscus syriacus is the source of this 588-nucleotide messenger RNA. RefSeq lists its product as uncharacterized. The transcript is spliced from 2 exons. The record is from RefSeq and is a predicted model, not a curated record. Lineage: Eukaryota; Viridiplantae; Streptophyta; Magnoliopsida; Malvales; Malvaceae. The coding region runs from base 116 to 565 and encodes 149 amino acids.
UUUUUUCUUUUCUUUCCGCCGGGACGGGAAGAAAAGGGAAAAAAAGAAGAAAAAGAGAGUAAAUUAGGAAGGGUUGAGGAACGCUACGUAACGAACAAAGGCCCAACAAGCACUGAUGCUUUCCUUUGCCUCCCUUCUAGCUCCAAUUCGCAUCUUGCUAUGUGAAAUCGCAAUCCUUAACCGUUCUUUGCAUUCCAAAGCCAAACAAGGCAUUAAGCCGAAAGGCAGGGAUAUCAAAAGGGAAAAGAUGAUAGCGCGAUCCAAUUUAGCAGAGCUGUUAAGGGAGUAUCAGAUUCGAUCUAAGCACGAUUGGGCCUCUGUUUCGUUUUUCGCGUCAACCUCCAAUCCCACAUCUUCUAGGGUGGAUGUGUCCUUCGUUAUAUGGGAACUCGUCAUUUUAGCCUUUCUGGUUUGUUCGUCCGUUUCUUUAUAUUUUAGGCACAUGCACCUUGCCUUUAUCCUAGCAGGAAUCGCAAUGCUACUGUUCCUCUGCAUAAAAAUCACAAAACAAGUGAGAUUGGCCAAUAACAAGAAAAGAAGGAUGAUGCUUCCAUUAUCUAUGUAGAACUGCAUGACUUUGAAUUUGUU